CUUGCUCGCCCCGCACGUAGUUUCGGAGGGGACCGCAGCAGAACCUUGUCGUUCUGACCUGGGAAGCCCUAGUUUUCUGCCUCAGAUCGUCUGGCAGAAAUGUCUAAUGCAAAAGAAAGAAAACAUGCUAAGAAGAUGAGAAACCAGCCCACCAAUGUGACUUUGUCCUCUGGCUUUGUGCCUGAUAGAGGUGAAAAGCACCUUAAUGGAGGUGGGAAACCUUUCCGAGCUCAAAAACUAGAUCCUUCUUCUGGAACUUCACGACAGCAGCAAGCCAAAAUGGCCCACUAUCCACCACCUAGGCCUGAUGUGAAUGAGCAAUCUUCCUCCAAAGUAAUGUUUAGAAAGAAGGGAGGAUGGAAAGCGGGUCCCGAGGGCACAUCUCAGGAGAUUCCAAAGUACAUAACAGCGUCUACUUUUGCUCAGGCCCGAGCUGCUGAAAUCAGCGCUAUGUUGAAAGCAGUGACUCAGAAGUCUUCAAAUUCACUGGUUUUCCAGACUCUGCCACGGCACAUGAGGCGAAGAGCCAUGAGCCACAACGUCAAACGCCUUCCGAGACGGCUGCAGGAGAUUGCUCAGAAAGAGGCAGAGAAAGUAGUGCAUCAGAAGAAAGAACAUUCAAAAAAUAAGUGCCAUAAAGCUCGAAGAUGUCACAUCAACCGGAUGCUGGAAUUUAACCGUAGGCAGAAGAAGAACAGAUGGUUAGAAACGCACAUCUGGCACGCCAAACGGUUUCACAUGGUCAAGCAGUGGGGUUACUGCCUCGGGGAGAGGCCGACAGUCAAGAGCCACCGCGCCUGCUAUCGAGCCAUGACACACCGUUGCCUCCUUCAGGAUUUAUCCUACUACUGUUGUUUGGAGUUGAAGGGCAAAGAGGAAGAAAUACUAAAGGCACUUUCUCCAAUGUGUAGCAUAGACACAGGGUUGACUUUUGCAGCAGUUCACUGCUUGUCUGGAAAGCGCCAGGGAAGUCUCCUGCUUUACCGGGCACAUCAGUACCCCCGAGGCAUGCUGGGGCCUGUUUCAUUCAUUUGGAAGCCGGAGAGGACCCCUGGGGACACCUCUGAGAGCAGGCAGUUGUGGAUCUGGCUUCACCCAACGCUUAAACAGGAUAUUUUGGAGGAAAUAAAAGCAGCGUGCCAGUGUAUAGAACCGGUCGAAUCAACCACCUGCAUCCCUGACCCCCUUCUGGCACCAGCCCAAGAAAAAAGCCAAGCGAAACUGCCCGAUGAGAAAAUUGGCAAGAAAAGAAAACGGAAGGACGAUGGAGAAAACGCUAAACCGGUUAAAAAAUUUAUGGGGGACGGAACUAGAGCUGCACAUGAACUGCGCUCUUGGAGCUCCUCCACCACAGGCAUCGUGAUCAGUGAUUUGACGAUGGAGAUCAACAGGUUCCGCCUGAUCGGUCCCCUCUCCCACGCCAUCCUCACCGAGGCCCUGCAAGCUGCUGCUGUCCACACCGAGGGAGAGGACACGGAGAACACUCCGCACCGUUGGUGGACUGAAACCUGUAAGAAUCCUGACUCGGUUUCCCUCCACCACAGACAAGAGGCCGUGUUUGACUUGUUGGGAGGAAUAACAUCACCAGCAGAAAUUCCAGCAGGUACUAUUCUGGGACUGACAGUUGGGGAUCCUCGAAUAAAUUUGCCUCAAAAGAGGUCCAAAGUUUUGCCCAAUCCAGAAAAAUGCCAAGAUAAUGAGGAAGUUAGACAGCUGCGUCUGGAGGGUGUGCCCGUGGAGUGUGCGCAUAGCUUUAUUUGGAGCCAAGCUAUCUGUAAGAGUGUCACAGAGAAUAAAAUGUCGGAUCAGGUAACUAAUGGUGUAAGGGUUGUUGGUAAAGUCAUGAAGACAGGACGUUUCUUUCAGAUCUAUCGAGGUGCACGGGUGGGAGGAUUAAAAGAGACGGUGGUGCAUUCCCAGUAUAAAAGGUCGCCUUCCAUCCCGGGGGAUUUCCCAGACUGCUCUGCUGGGAUUCUCUUUGCUGAAGAACAAGCCAAGAAUCUUCUUGAAAAGUACAAAAGACGCCCUCCUGCAAAACGGCCCAACUACGUAAAGCUGGGCACUCUGGCGCCGUUCUGCCUGCCCUGGGAGCAGUUAACGCGAGACUGGGAAUCGAGAGUCCGGGCCCAAGAGGAACUGUCCGGAGCUUCCUCCCCGAGUGGUGGGGAGAGCGACUCGAGAGACCAGGCGCCCUGUGCUCCCACGCCUGGACAAGCUGCUCAGGGGUCUGGUGGAGGGGGCACAGCCCUGCACGACUCCAGUGAGCCCGAGGGAGCGAUGGACACAGAGUGUCCAGCCCAGGCCGGGACUGAGCAGGUACCGGGCCAGGAUGCCCGUGGCCAACUCCUCUGUGUUCUCAGGAGUAGAGCAUCGCUGAAGCAGCUGUCAGCCUGGUGCCGGCCCAGUCCUGGGGACAGCCGUGCGGCGGCCCGGCGAGCUCCCGGCAGGGGGCAGCAAGAACUGACCGCAGAGGCCCGCCGGUCCCUCCUGGCCCGCUUCCCCAGGGCCCUGGUGUGGGUCAGCCUGUCCCUGCCCGGGAAGGGCAGCCCCGAGCCGCACGCCAUGAUCUGUGUCCCAGCCCAGGAGGACCUCCUGCAGCUCCGCCGGGAUCGGCUGUACUGCGGGCCCCAGGAACCCAAGCACAGCGACCCGUUCAAGAGCCAGAUCCGGAAACAGAAGGAGAGGCAGACCCGCGAGAAGAGGCGGAGAGGCAAAGGCUACCAACAUCUGGCCUCUGCCGUGAGGUGCUGCGCCCCGUCUGGCCGGGUGCGAGUCCACGCUGUGAUCAGCGUGCCUCAUCCUGGCUCCCCGAAGGAGGACGCCCUGGAGGAUGUGUUGCUGCCCCUUUGCAGGUGGCCCGGGUUGUGGUGA
Messenger RNA from Myotis brandtii (Brandt's bat), 2871 nucleotides. It is a transcript of the gene POP1, whose product is annotated as POP1 homolog, ribonuclease P/MRP subunit. Gene Ontology annotation, biological process: tRNA 5'-leader removal. The record is from RefSeq and is a predicted model, not a curated record. Bases 100 to 2871 code for a protein of 923 amino acids. Gene Ontology annotation, cellular component: ribonuclease MRP complex; nucleolar ribonuclease P complex. The transcript has 16 exons. Lineage: Eukaryota; Metazoa; Chordata; Mammalia; Chiroptera; Vespertilionidae.